AUGCCACCGUCACCUUUUUUUCUUGCAGGCCAUGUUUUGGACAAGUAUGGCCUAAAAGCCGCGGCUGUUCCCUCCAUGCUAUUGAUGAGCGGGGCAUUUGCAGUGCUCUCCUCUGUACGGGACUCUGCGACUCUGGCCGUUGCUGCCUUUGUCUACGGUCUGGGCAAUGGCAUCUGCGGGGGCACUUUAAAUGCAUUCGCCACAAGCUUGACUCCCCCCGAAGCUCGCACCCAAUUCCUUGGCCUUUGGAAGACAGUCACUGCUUUAGGUGGUAUCUCGCUCCCACCGCUCUUUGGCACAGUUUCCGACGCCACAUCUCUCGACAUUGCUGACCUUUUUCUUCCAGCUGUUGCCUUGAUCGCCGUGGCUUGGAUGCUCCUCAUGGUCGAGAGCCCUACCGCGAUGGGAUGCUCCACAGUGGGAUAG
This is a messenger RNA of Symbiodinium sp. CCMP2592, 426 nucleotides long. Lineage: Eukaryota; Dinophyceae; Suessiales; Symbiodiniaceae. The record is from the annotation of a GenBank genome assembly.